Messenger RNA from Closterium sp. NIES-67, 2534 nucleotides. Lineage: Eukaryota; Viridiplantae; Streptophyta; Zygnematophyceae; Desmidiales; Closteriaceae. The record is from the annotation of a GenBank genome assembly.
AAGUACGCAAUACGCUAGCGUAUUUCUUGGCGGGCAGCCCGGCAAGAAAUACGCAAAAAACGAUGCGACAAAUUUGCGACAUGACGAAACCCCACAGGGAUUUCGCCAUGUCGCAAACCGAAAUUUGGCUUUUCAAAUCGUCAACCCAACCCCUUCGCCCCUCCCAACCACACAGCAUCCCACCCAAUCUGCGACUUCCAAGCAACACCCAAAGAAAUCUCCUUCCUCUCCCUCUCUACUCUACUCCAGCAGGGUUCAGCGCAGUGCACUCCUACGACGAAAUCAGGGUACAAGUAAACUGGCGCGCUAACUUCAGUCAUUUCUACUUCCAAGCUAGCGCGACUAGCUAGCUGGUUUUUUAGCGACUGUUGCUAUGUCGAACCCUCCACCUAGUCCUGGUUCCCACGGAACCGACGCGGGAACCUCCUGUGCUGCGUCUUCCUCUGACGAGCUCCUGGAGAACUCCACCCACGCUAUCUUUAAGCAUUUCAAGUUUAAGCAUAAGGAGCACGGCAAGCAGCAAAAGUAUUGGUGCAAGUACUGCCCCGUAUCCUUUACCGGGACGGCCUACCGCUGCGCACAGCACAUCACUAGUUGGGAUGGUAUGCGUAGGCGCGAGGUUCGGAAAUGCGAGGAGGUAGGGAAGGAGGAGCAGGCUGCCGUCCGCGCGUUCCAAACCGCCAAAGUGCUCGCGAGGGAGGAGGCGCAUAGGGCGGAGGAGUCGGCCCUCGACGCCGUUAGUGGUCGGGGAAAGCGGAAGAUCACCGAUUACCUGUCCGAUGACGCCCAAGCGGCCAAGGCGGCGGCGGACGAGGCUAUUUGCCUCCUCUUUGCCGGCCUCCGCCUUCCCGAGCGCCAUGCCGACCACCCGCUUUGGCGCAACGCCGUCCGGUCCAUCGCGCGCGCGGGGACCAGCUAUGUGCCUCCAAAGCGCGACUACGUGGGUGGUGCCGGCUUGCAGCUAUGCCGCAAGCGGAUUGACGAGGGAUUGACGGGCGUCAUGUCGAGCUGGAAGCGCCACGGCGUGACGAUUGCCAGCGACAUGAUGACCGACAAGUGUGGCAGGCCGCAGGCGAAUGUGAUGCUGGUCAAUGACACCGGUGCAGUGUUCGUCGAGAGUAUUGACUGCAAGAUGGAGAAAAAGACCGGGGGAUACAUCGCCCGGCUCCUCCGGCCCAUCCUGCAAAAGGAAGGAAAUUAUUCCAUGGAGGCGUGGUGGGAGUGGCACGGCACUGACCACCCCUUGCUCAUGGCCCUUGCUUGCCGUGUGCUAACUCAGCCGGUGUCUGCAUCCAGCUGCGAGCGCAACUGGGCGGUGUGGGAUACUGUCCACACCGCCCGACGCAACCGGCUGGGUUCAGAAAAGUGCAAGGAUCUGGUUUACGUUGCGCACAACUGGAAGGUUGUGCACAACUGGCACAUGGCCGACGAGGGGGCGGGGGUGGUGUCCGUAACCGUGGGUCAUUCCACUGUCAUGACAGCUGUCACCUUCUUCGACCAUCCUCCCCAAACUCUUCAACCCCCAGCUCAGCCCCCAUCUCAGGCGCGCUUCCCAUCGUGCACUCUCCCCUCUUCUCUGUUUUUUAUCGCUUUUUCGAACUCUCAACAGCACUACUCGCAAUCUCAUGUGGCUAUUCAUUUCCCAUGGUGGUGUUCCUCCUCCCCUCUUCCCUUCCGUCCUCCUUCCUUCCCUUUGGCACUACCAGCAUCACCAUUUGAUUUCUCUCUUGACUACCCCUAUGUGGACAAUCUACAAGACAGUCCUGCAGAUUUAGCACCUGAUCAGCAGAGCCCUGACGCGUCUGAGUCUGCAUCCCACGCACACUUUGCCCUCCUCGUGUUCGAAUCCGAGAUCGCCUGUCCAAGUGACGCGUUACUCAUAGCAUCUCGGCUCGACUCGGACAUCCACUCCAACACAUGCCGCAUGGCAUUCCAUGGCCACAUCGUUGCCCCCAUUGAUCCAACCACAAUGAACUCAGGCUCUCAGGCCGUGCGUGUGUUCAAGCUGAAGAGCAGGGAGGGGGUGAUCGACCGGGUGGUUGAUUCCCACUCGCUCAUCGGUCGAGGCCUCUUCAAGAAAGAAACGGACAUCACCAAAUUCGUGGGGCUCAGAGUCACAACCGUGGAAGGAACACAAGGAACGAUCCAGUCGCCGUUUGGCAAGUCGGGGAAAUUCAAGGUUGUGUUCCAAUCCGCACUGCCUAAAGAGGCCAUAGCUGGUGCGCCUCUACAUCUCGUUUUCAAGCGGCUAUUGUUUGAUAAGACAAAGCAAAUGCUACAGUAGGUGACAUGUCACAUGAAUGCUACAGCAUAUAAUUCUACGCCUGCAACUGGCCACCUUGGGAGUUCUGUACCAGUGCUCAUUACAGUAGAAGAGUGAAGGCUACACCACACUGGCAAUUCAGUUUUUCAAGCACCCAUAUUCGGUACCAAUACACUACCAUGGAGAAUGUGGAAUGUGCUGUUAGGGUGAAUAUUUCUGUAUGACCUACAUUCAAACUUUGCAUGCUCUACAGUCCGUAGUGUUAAAUUAU